This is a messenger RNA of Closterium sp. NIES-65, 2392 nucleotides long. Lineage: Eukaryota; Viridiplantae; Streptophyta; Zygnematophyceae; Desmidiales; Closteriaceae. The record is from the annotation of a GenBank genome assembly.
AUGGACGACCUAAUAUCGCUAGGCGAGACGUUACAGCAGGCGUCGUCGGCGCUCGUGGGAGACGACAUUCAGGCGGACCCUCGCUCGGGCUCUGCUCCCGUCAUCCAGCUUUUGGUCAUCGGCGCGCCGCCAACAGGAGAGGGCGGGUGCACGCGCUUCCCAGUGCUGGUUGACUUGCAUCGCGACCAGAACCUUUCGGCCGGCUCUGUGCGCGCCAAUCUCGGCCCCAGAACAAACAUGCCUAAGCCCUCGGAGAUACGGCAAGCACUGCAGUCGGACAUGAGCAAGGCCAAGGGGUCGUCCAGGCACAGAGAGGAGGCGCAACUCAUCCUCCGCUCGCCAAUCGGUCUGUCCGACAAUGUGUCCAACAAUGAUGCAGUCAUCCUGGUGGUGAUCUCUGCCACGGCAGUUAAGGACUCUCUUAAGAUCCUCCGCAUCGCUCACGACAUUGACAAAGAAGGUGUGAGGACCAUUGGAGUUAUAACGAAAUUCGACCAAGUGAUGAAGGACAGGGACACAGCGAAGCUGGCAGUGGACCUGCUUCAGAAGCAGGGGGCGGCCAUGGCUCAGGACUACCCGUGGGUGGCUGUGAUUGGGCAGCCGCUGGGGGACAAGGACACAAAUGAGCCCAUGGAUGGCGCUUGGCAGGAGGAAUACAAGGUCUUAUCGCAGGUGAUGCGGGCGAAUGGCGUGAAGGGCAUGGACACGCCCAUGGGUCGCGAUGCGUUGCUGCGGCUGAUUGCUCGCACCGUGCGGCACAAGAUGAAGGAGAAGAUUCCGCGCAUCAUGUCUGCCUUGGAGAGUCGCUUGGAGGGUCGGUCUCAGGAGGUGGAUGCGGAGCUACUCAGGCUGGGAGACUCCCUCGUCACCGGUCUGAACGGCUCCGGUGCCCUCGCCCUGGAGCUGUGCCGAGGGUUUGAAAAGCUCAUGUCUCCUGGCCUCCCCUCUCCCUGUUCCCGUCAGCUUGGAGGGUCGGUCUCAGGAGGUGGAUGCGGAGCUACUCAGGCUGGGAGACUCCCUCGUCACCGCUUGGAGGGUCGGUCUCAGGAGGUGGAUGCGGAGCUACUCAGGCUGGGCGACUCACUGGUCUCCAGCCUCAACGGCUCGCGUGCCCUCGCCCUGGAGCUGUGCCGAGGGUUUGAGACCAAGUUCUGCGAGCACCUGGACGGCAGUGAGGUGCGUGCGCUGGGGAGGAGGCAUUAUGGGGUGUUGCAAGGUGGUAUGGAUGGAGGGGGCAGGGGGCAUUAUGGGGUGCCUCAAGGUGGUAUGGAAGGGCCAGGUGAGGGGAAUGGAAAGGGCUGCUCUUCCGUGUCCAACCUCAACGGCUCGCGUGCCCUUGCGUUGGAGCUGUGCCGAGGAUUUGAGACCAAGUUCUGCGAACACCUGGAUGGCAGUGAGGUGCGUGCGCUGUGGGAGGGCGGAGGGUCGCAGAUGGUGGAGAAGUUUGUCGGCACGCUGCCGCUGCGCUUCAGAGGGCUCCCUCUGGACGACAUGUUCAGCUUUGACAACGUCAAGAAGGGGCUCCCUCUGGACGACAUGUUCAGCUUUGGCAACGUCAAGAAGGUGGUGAUGGUGGCAGAUGGGUAUCAGCCAUACCUGCUGUCGCCUGAGAAGGGCCUGCGUCUACUCAUUAAACGGAGCCUGGAGCUGGCCAAGCAGCCGGGCAUUGACUGUGUGGACGAGGUGCACAAGAUUCUUGUGGACAUCGUUGCAGGUGCUGCAUCCCAAGCCCCUUCGCUCGUCCGGUUCCCACCCAUGAAAACAGAGCUGGUGGGCCAUCGCCUCAGUAGCACUGGUCGACUGGUGGCCAUUGCAUCGGCAGCAUUGGACGAGUAUCGCGCAGAGGCGAAGCGCAUGGUGACGGCCAUCCUGGUGGCCAUAGCAUCAGCAGCGUUGGACGAGUAUCGCGCGGAGGCGAAGCGCAUGGUGACAGCCAUCCUGGUGGCCAUCGCCUCGGCAGCGUUGGACGAGUAUCGCGCGGAGGCGAAGCGCAUGGUGACAGCCAUCGUGGACAUGGAGAAGGGAUUCGUGCCGCCGUCGCACUUCAUUGAGGCGGAGUACAAAAGGCAGGAGAAGAUGUGGAAGGAGUUGGAGGUGGCUCGCAAGGGCCUGCAGGACCGAGGCGUGCUCUCCCGCUCCUCGACAGGAGACAGUGGGGGAGGCCGCUUUGCCUCUGCCAUGUCAUCCUUCUCCCGAAAGAAGGAGCCUCCCCCUCCUCCGCCCUCUGCUGAUAUCUCGCAUCCGCUGUCGACAGGAGACAGUGGGGGAGGCCGCUUUGCCUCUGCCAUGUCAUCUUUCUCCCGCAAGAAGGAGCCUCCCCCUCCUCCGCCACCCACCGAUGCCUCUCAGCCCCUGGGUCCCGUCAAGGAGCUUGCAGGUGCUGUGCUGUUCU